Paralichthys olivaceus (Japanese flounder) is the source of this 612-nucleotide messenger RNA. Its product is annotated as L antigen family member 3-like. Gene Ontology annotation, cellular component: EKC/KEOPS complex. The record is from RefSeq and is a predicted model, not a curated record. Lineage: Eukaryota; Metazoa; Chordata; Actinopteri; Pleuronectiformes; Paralichthyidae.
AAGUCACUUCCUGUCCAGUCCUAGCAACACAAACAAGAUGGCGGCGCCAGGCGGAGAAAUCGAGGAUGUUCGCGGGAAAACGAACCCUGAGUCCGGGAAACUGGAGUUCUCUCUGGACGUCCCUUUCCCGACGUCUCGAGAAGCCCACAUCGCUCUUUGCUCUCUGUCCCCGGACAGAGAGCCGAGGAAAGGUGGCAUCACCAAACACCUCUCUGUGUCCGGCAGCACGUUGUCAGUGAGGUGGAGCGCAGACGAAGCUCGAAUCCUCCGAGUGUCUGUGAACUCGUUUCUGGAUCAUCUGUCGCUCGUUGUCGAGACCAUGCAGAUGUUCGGCCCCCCCGUUUCCCAGUGAAGCUUCUCUACUGAUUCACGACUCUCUGUCUUGGAUCUUGGACUUUUCAACUUGACUCAGGUGCGACACCUGGAACAAUUCAAACUGAAGUUUGACAAAAGACGUUUGAGCGACUGGCAGAUUCAAAUCUGUGUCUAGAGGUUUGACUGGAGUUGAGUUUCUUUUGUAAAGAUCAGCUCCAGACAUGUUUCAAUCAAGUCAAUUCUUUUUGUGUCAUUUUUGUUUCUCCAAAAAACAUUUGAUAAAAAGACAGAAAAUUA